Messenger RNA from Trachemys scripta elegans, 3778 nucleotides. RefSeq names its product potassium voltage-gated channel interacting protein 2 (gene KCNIP2). Gene Ontology annotation, biological process: regulation of potassium ion transmembrane transport. Gene Ontology annotation, cellular component: voltage-gated potassium channel complex. NCBI's taxonomy places the organism in Eukaryota, Metazoa, Chordata, Testudines, Emydidae. Gene Ontology annotation, molecular function: calcium ion binding; potassium channel regulator activity. The record is from RefSeq and is a predicted model, not a curated record.
AAGGGGAGUGGCCGGGUCCUGCCCCUGCCCGGCGCUGCCCGCGGGCACCAUGAAUCGCUGCCAGCGGCGGUGCCACCGGCAGCUGCGCAGGGCGAUUCGCUUCUUCUACCACUUGGUCACCGGGACCCUCUCGCGAAAUGCUGGACAUCAUGAAAUCCAUCUACGACAUGAUGGGCAAAUACACGUAUCCAGCCAUGCGUGAGGAGGCCCCCCGGGAGCAUGUGGAGAACUUUUUCCAGAAGAUGGACCGGAAUAAGGACGGGGUGGUCACAAUCGAGGAGUUCAUCGAGUCGUGUCAGAAGGAUGAGAACAUCAUGAGAUCCAUGCAGCUCUUCGACAACGUAAUCUAGCCUCCGCCGGCCCCGCCACCGGGCCAAGCUCCUGCUUCUCUCUCGUCUCUUCCUCCGAGACCCUCCCGUCCUGGCUGCCAGCCCCCCUGAAACGGGCUUGACGGCGCCGCAGGGGAAGGAUUUCGUCUCCGGGAGACACGGUGGCGGCACCUACGAUGAAGGGACCUUCCCUUGCCCUGGGGCUAGCUGCGGCUCGGCCUGCCAUGGGGCAGCUGCUCCUGGGGGCGGAGCGUGGGCACAGCCUGGCAGAAGGCAAGCGCUGUCCCGGGGCAUCUGGGCCCAAACGGACCUUCCUACGCCCAUAGCGGAGAAGCGGAGCUGCCUGGCUCCGGACAGCACCCACCCCGUCCUGCUAGGCCUCCACCGCGCAGCAAGCAGCUCCCGCACCCCGGUUCACAGUGAUCCCCCUCUGGAGGGUUCAGAGCUGGCUCCCUUCCCUCCCUCGUCUCUGGCCCCAGCUCCAGGACGCCAUCUGGAUGGCCUGCGCAUGGGUUCCUCUGUAGCUCCAGCCAUUGCCAGCAGGGGGCGGCAUGUGGCCCACACCCACCGGUUCCAGGUGCUUUCGUCAAACCUGGGCCAGACCCCGUCGCCGUCCAUCACGGGGGCCGUCACCCCGCCCGCGGCGCUGGGGCAGGGAGAUGCCCUCUGCUGCUUCCGCCUUCUCCGAGGCGGGGUUGGCAGAGGGGCAGUGCCCGGAUCCCCUGGAGGAGGCAGGCAGGCUGGGCGCGUCCCUGAGCGCUCUCGGGGUGGUGGCCUGCGUUAGGCGUCGGGAGCAGGAGACUGGGCUGGGCUUGGCCAGCGACAGGGGAAUGAGGUGGCCCCGAGAGCCCGGGGCGGUGAGUGGCUGGGGAAUGGGCCGGGAAGCCUUUCACCAUGAGGCCUCCGUCCCAUCAGGGGCGCUGGGGCAGUGACUGUCGGGGCCGAGCCAGGAGGCGCCGGUCUUGCACCACGUCCCGGCCGCUCGGUGGGCCCCGCGGCUCGUGGCAGAGGGGCUUGGCUGGGAGGGCGGGUUAGCGGGGCGGGCACCGAGCACAGAUGAACUGUGGGGCAGCUUGCCCAGCCUCUCCGGGACCGCUGGGGGCAGCGGGGGCAUCAGGCGCCAGGAAUUCAGCUGGCACUUUGUGCCUGGGUGAAACAUUUCCCUUAAAUCAUCUAACAGAGGGGCCCGGCCCAGGUUAGCCCCAGGGGUAUCACCGGUAGUGUGUGGGGGUGUAUUGGAGAAGCAGAGAGUCCAGUCAUGGCCAGCCUCUUUGACCGUCUCUUCAGUUCCUUGCGCUCUGUUGCUCCCGGGCCCUGCUCUCUGCUGGAUCCAGGCACAACCGGCUUCUUUCCUGCCUGCGGCUCCCCACUGCCACUUCGCUCCGGUCAGUCGCAGCGGGCGGCACGCGGCAGGGCCAGUGGGUGGCUCUGGAGCCUCCCCCGCCCAGCUGCUGAGAUCUCACCCCCCCAGCCCUGAGCAAAGUGGGGCCAAGGCUGCACCCCAGAUGGAGGAAGGGGCUAGGAGCCCAGAGGGUGUCGCUCAGGCACCUGCUGGGGGCCCCUGUGCUCAGGCCGACGUGGGCAGGUGAUGGGAGCCGGGGGGCUGCACAGAGGUCCCAGAGAAGCCCAGAAGCGAGACAACACCAUGAGCUGGGCAGACGAUCGGGUUCGCGCUGGUUGAGGGGGAAGAGCUCAGCAGCCAGCCGGCCGUCUGCCUCAGGCUGACAUGGGGCAGGACAGACUGGGAGCCAGACAGAGCCACGGGGCUUGUGCGUGGCCAGUGCAUGCCCUUCCUAGGCAUCACAGCCCAGCCAGCGCCGCCAGGGACAGCCUGGUCCCUGGGGUCCCUCUGAUGACAGGGGGUGUCAUCCCUAGCGCCCCCGAGGGGCAGCACAGACAUCCCUGAGGAUAUUUUAUCACCAGCAGUGGCCAGUGCCUGGGGCUUCAGAGGAAGAUGUGGCCCCAUCUCCUGCGCUGCACAUGGGGCAGGUGCCUCCGGACCCCGCCUGCAGAUUAGCUCCAGCCCUGGCUCUGAGACGCCACAGCCGCUGUAAUGCUCUCUGCAGACGCGGUUCCUGGUCACAGCGAUGGCCUUGUUGGAGCCGUGCUGGGCCAGCUGCCGUUACAAUCUCCUGCAGCGGGAAGUUCCACAAGUCAAUUGCAUGCUGCACCAAGGCGCUUCCCGGGCUCUGUCCCCCUGUCCCUCAGGCUGGGGCCCGCUCCCCAUUCCUGAUAGCUGAGUGGAGCUGUUCAUCUGGGCAGGGAGGCAGGCUCCACGUGCUCCUAGCCUGGCAGGCCUCGGCAGUGGUGGGAGAGGUGGGUUGAGCGCUGCUGUCAGGGCUGAGGGCUGCGGCACAAGGCAGAGCCAGAGGCAGCCUGGGGAAUCUCCCCGGGGAAGCGGCUCCGUGACCAGGGCCCAUCAGCUGGGAAAGACGGGUCUGCCGGAGCCCAGGGCAGCAGACGGCCCUGGCCAGCCAUCACCACUGGCUUUGUAGGAUCAUUCCCUGCCAAGCCUGCAUGGCUCUCGGCCUGUCCUGCUCUCAGCCUGGGUAUGGGAAGGGGAGCGCUGGGCCCUGUGCCGCUAGAGCUUAGGUGGUGCACGGGGGCAGACAACCCACCCAGCCUGGCCGCCCAAGCUGCAGCCUCUUCGGCAGGGAGCGGUAGCCGAGGGCUGGGCUGGAGCCAUCUUAGCAGCACCCAAGCCGGGGGGAGGCGGGAGGGCUUGUGGGGGCCGCUGCUGAUUAGCAAAGGAAACGCUCCUGGCUGGAGCCGCCCUUUGCAUGGGGCCCUGUCCCUAGAUGGGGACAAACUAGGAGGCUGGCACCAGCCUUGCCCCACAGGUCGCUGGUGCUCAAGCCCCGCAUGCUCUGGGCCCGGGGCAGGACCGUUCCCCUGUGUCCCCUUCAGGGCUUUUUGCAGGCUGGGGAGCCGGGGCUCCCUCCCAUGCCCCGCGAGCCAUUCCCCAGCAGGGUCCGGCUCCUGGACCAUGGCCGACAAUGCUCCCUCAUCCUCCUGCCCCAGAGAUCUCGCUGUCCGGACGGGUUUUUAAUGUUCCUUUGUUCCAUCCCCAGGGCCCAGCUCUCCCCCCACCCCAGCCCCGGCACCCCCCACCCACACAUUCCCACGCCUCUAGCCUGAGCUAGGGCCCCUUUGUGGGUGGGGCCGAGCCUCACUCUCAUCCAGACAGCCCCGCCCCCUUCCACCUGGUGGGGCUGGGGUCGCUCUGUGUUGGAGGGGAGCAUUGUCCUUUCCGCUGCCCUCUUGCUCCUCUCCUGCCCCGUGCGACAGCGUUCAGCGCCAGUGCCCUGCCCCGCCCCUGGCCGCAUGGCGUGUGCCCCACAUCGGGGCGCUGGGCCCCACUAGCCGCUUUGCAUUUUCAACUCUGUAUAUUUUGUAUAAUAACAAUGAUCAAAAGUACAAUAAAAUCCAACCACAGUCGCUAUGCACCA